CUAUCUUUAGCUCUGACACGGAUUACCAGUGCGCAGUGUGUGGACAGACUGCGCCCCGGUGCAACGUGCCCGGCUUAUCGCUGUGUGUGCUUAUUUGCGCUGAAGCCCUCUUGCAUUCAUACAUAUAAAACAAAAUCUAAACAAAAAGCAAACGCGAUGGGGGAAUGACAACAACGUCCAUCCCCGCCUGCGGUUCUCCGUCUACGAGAAGACCCCAAGGAUGCUGCUGCUCUCCAGUCCGCGGAACGGACGCCAGCGCCGGACUUCGCCGCUGCUGCUCGCCGCCGUCCUGCUGUGCGUCGUCCCUGUCAGUUCGAGCCUUCCAGCUGGCAGUAGGUGCCCCCCCCAUAUAGACUGUGCCAAAGAGGGACGCCACUUUUGCAGGCCUGGCUCCUCCCACUGUGGCCCCUGCCUCUCCUCAUUGGAGGAGAACGAGGAAGGACACUGCGUUGUGAGGAAGAGGCACCAUCAGCGUGGCAAAGUGACAUUCUAUCCCGACUUGGAUGAAGAGAUUGAUUACCUUCACUCUGUGAUUGAAAAACAGGAAGUAACUGAGGUCAAACCACCAAGAAAAACAGCCAAACAUCCUGCUGCCGUCGGAUCCCAGACAGAUGCUAAAAAAAGCAGGACAGAUGCCUCCAGCCACAAACAAAUAAGCCAGAGUCAUCUGUCAGAAGAAACCCUGCAUGCCACCACUACAGCCCCCCGCCCAGCACUUUCUGCCCUCCCUAACACACCAAGCCCACAGCCCACAGCCACCAGAGCUGAGGGCCGAGCUGGUCCCAUCGCUGUGCCAACACCCAAGAAUGACAGCAUUAUUAUCAUUAUGAUCUCCCUGUGUGUGGUGGUGGGCACUGUGGCAGUGGUCCUGGCGACUGUCUGUUACAUCAAGUUGCAGAAAGAAUCACAUCUAACUGGAAAGGUGGACUACCCAGCCUUCAGAGGACCAGGUGUGACUCCUCCCACAGUCAACGGAACCUCGAUGGGAGAUAAGACACUGGCCCAAAGUGCCCAAAUGUAUCACUACCAACACCAGAAGCAGCAGAUGCUCUCGCUGGGAAACAACCACAAACCUGAGCAGAAGGUCCCUGAAACCGAGGUCACAUCAGAUGAGGAAGAAGUCGGAGGGGAUUUCACAGUAUACGAAUGUCCAGGAUUGGCACCGACUGGAGAAAUGGAAGUGAAAAACCCUCUGUUUGACGACUCCAAUUUACAAUAUCAGGGGAAUCGCAAGUGAACACUGAACACUGAAACAAACACACACACCUAUAUAACUAUAUACACAUAGGCUACUUACAGACAUACUCACAGGCAUACAAGCCAUGUCUCUGGAUGAAACCACCUGGUCUCACACUGCAUGCAUAGGAGUGGAGGAUCCUUGCAGAGGAGGAGCUGAUAAAAAUGAUUGUUUUCUGAUUGUUGGCCCUUUACUAUAUCCACCCUGAGCUUUUACAUUUUUCUAUGCUACAAAUGUGUACUGGGUUCUUUGUUAGUCUUUUCUGUCACUGUAUGGAGUAUUUCUGUCUUUUAAUUUAUGGUUUUCAGAGUCCCACUAGAUCAUGUCCCUUUGGGUGUUGUGUCCUAUUGAAAUGUUGAAUUCUGAGUUGAGAUUUUCUCCUCCAUCUUUAUUAUUUUCCUUCAUUUUUGCAGCUGUUUCCAAAGAAUGUGAUACAAUAGAAGACACAUGUACAACUCAGAUGCACACGCAUACAUAAACUGAAAAAUAGGUGCCCUCCCUUGUUCUGUCAUGCAUAGGUAGUAGCUAAACCACCUUCCUAACCAAUACCCUGGAAAUGCUUUGCUAUAACAUCAACUAAAGACUCCCCAACCCAACACCAGGUUUAGCAUUGAAAAUGUAACCGUUGGUGUUGUUUAUUUCUUGUCAUAUAAGCUGCACAUAAAGAUUUUAAGAUUACAGAGUAUAUAUAUAUAUAUAUGGAAAUGAAGUACUUGAUGGUGUCUGUUUGCAUGAUCUGACUGUACUGUGCUUGAAUCAUGGCAAUGCUUUGAUGAAUUAUUCUGCCUGCCUCCUAUAUGUAUGCAUCCUGCUACAGGAGGAGGGAAUGUACAGUAAAAGUGACUUCUGAGCACUUGAAUGACAUUUUUGGAGAGAAACUAUACUGAUGGAUGUGUAGCUGGUAAAUAUCACUAACUUGUAUUGUCCCUCUUCCCUCUCCAUCCUCCUCUGUCCCAAAUUAACUCUGCGCUGCAAAAUGUACAUACAAAGAGUGAAAGUGUUCACUUUUUAUAGUUAUUUGUACAUGUACACCAAGGAUUGGAAUUAAAACUUUUUACCACAUGUGAAAAUC
Scatophagus argus is the source of this 2309-nucleotide messenger RNA. RefSeq names its product neural proliferation, differentiation and control, 1a (gene npdc1a). The record is from RefSeq and is a predicted model, not a curated record. NCBI's taxonomy places the organism in Eukaryota, Metazoa, Chordata, Actinopteri, Scatophagidae. Gene Ontology annotation, cellular component: membrane. Bases 221 to 1237 code for a protein of 338 amino acids. The transcript has 9 exons.